Molecule: messenger RNA, 1751 nt
Organism: Geodia barretti
Lineage: Eukaryota; Metazoa; Porifera; Demospongiae; Tetractinellida; Geodiidae
Source: the annotation of a GenBank genome assembly
AUAUCAACACACACACCUCCCUUUCUCCUGUUCUUCGGGUUGGCCGAAAAGGAGCACAGGAAGUCCGUGCAGGCCUCGGCGGUAGGAGGGCGUACGAGUGGUGAGUUAUUGUUUUGUGACGGGACACUACAUAUAUCCUCAAUACCGCGUCUACCUCGGAAUGCUUUGCAUGCACAGUACAGUGAGUGCAGUUAGAUGCCAGUGGGAUCGCGCGAUUCUCUAGUUGCGGUCUUGUAGUCUCCGGUGACUGAGCUUAUCUCCACCAACCACUGCGCCGAGCCCGGCCCCUAUUGCGGCGUAGUGGCUGACUUGGUAACUAAUCAGCCGAAAUUAGUGGGAGUUCGGAGUUGAGUGUGUGGCGUGCAGUUCAAGAUGCCGACGCGGAAGCAGUGAGACGUGCGACACUGACAGUGAAACUACGACUUGCGUACUUUCAACGCUUCAGAAACUACCAGUGUAUACUACCAGUGUAUACUACUCGAAGAACACCGAAAAGCAACGCCCCUAUUACCCUGGGAAGGGUUUAGCAAAGAUAGAAGGAGUCCCCUAGCUAGCUACACGUACAGUAGAGCCAUGAAUAACCACCGAGUAAGGACUUCGAGUGGGGUCACCCAGCUGUUUAUGCGCAGGACAAAGACGGUGGUAAUGUCGCUGCAGACCAUUAAGGAGGGCCACCUCUACAAGAGAGGGAAGAUCAACACCGAGUGGAGAAUGAGGACGUUUGUGCUCAACGGGAAGCAGCUGGCCUACUUCAAGGGAGGGAAGCACUCUCCGUCAGGGAUCAUAGAGUUAAAGGACGUAAGAAGAGUCACAGACCUCAAUGGAGAUGGUGUAUUCCGAGUAGAGACUCCAUUCAGAACAUACGAUAUCAAAGGAGAGACAAUUGAAGAGGCUCAGGGAUGGAUAAAGGCGGUCAGAGAGGCACUAACUGUGUUAGAGUCCCAACCAUAGCCCCCCCCCUCACUACAUAUUUAUACCCUCACUCCCAUCAUUAGUCCCCGUAUUGAUAGACAUCAGUCCUAUCCAUCAAUGCAUGUAUGUGCUGCGUAUGUGUCACUGACUGUAUGUGUGUACGAUGUACGAUGUGUGUCUCAUGUGUUUGCUCCAUACCCACUUCAGCACUUCUUUUCUAAAACAUGCGUGUUUUCCAAUUAAUGUACGUUUUCCCAUCACCGAAACUUUGUUCAGUCUCUUGUUUUUUUUAAUGUUUUGUAUCAUUAAAUUUGUCUGUCUCAUGACCUCUCUUACGCUGGAAGCAGUAGAAAAAAGAUUUGGAAAGUAAUGAUCAAAAAUACAACUCAGUAAUUUAUGCGAAUGAAUAGAUGAUACCUGAAGAAGUAUAUACGUACAUGGAAUAAAGCAGGACACACCGCACCACUAGAGUGUUAGAUGUGCCACUGCUGUGACAAAAAAUGUGGUUUUUAGAAAAACUGACCAAAAUGAAAAAGGAAAGAUUUGCCACAAAACAGGGGAAAGAAGGGAACGAUGAAAUGAUGCUGCACAAAAAAAGAAAUGAAAUGACGUCACAUGAUACUGCAAUUGUUUCUGCUGCUAUUUCUCCCUCUGUGGUUACCGUGACGACUGGAGUGGUUGGCAUGGUGACGGAGGACGUGUUGGGACUGGGAGUACCCCGGAAAUCCCCCUCUCCCUGAUGACGAUGAGGUCGCCCACUCUGUGCACCACAUUUCCCGUAUCUCCAGCUGCUUCCCGGACCGCCCACCCAGGAAGCUCCACCCCCUCCCCCUCUGCCG